ACUGCUUCCUCCUGGCAGUCAUGGCGUACGACCGCUACGUGGCCAUCUGCCACCCUCUGCACUACGCGCUCAUCAUGACCCAGAAGCUGUGCGUCCAGAUGGUGGUCUGCGCCCUGGGCCUCGCCCUCUUCCUGAGCCUGCAGCUCACAUCCUUGAUCUUCACCCUGCCCUUCUGCGGGCACCGCCGGGAAAUCAACCACUUCCUCUGCGACGUGCCUCCGGUCCUGCGGCUGGCCUGCGCUGACACCCGCGUGCACCAGGCCGUCCUCUACGUGGUGGGCGUCCUCGUGCUGACCGUCCCCUUCCUGCUUGUCUGUGUCUCCUACGUGUUCAUCACCUCCGCCAUCCUGCGCAUCCGCUCUGCGG
Messenger RNA from Vicugna pacos (alpaca), 366 nucleotides. RefSeq names its product olfactory receptor 10Q1-like. Gene Ontology annotation, biological process: G protein-coupled receptor signaling pathway. The record is from RefSeq and is a predicted model, not a curated record. Gene Ontology annotation, cellular component: membrane. Gene Ontology annotation, molecular function: olfactory receptor activity; G protein-coupled receptor activity. Lineage: Eukaryota; Metazoa; Chordata; Mammalia; Artiodactyla; Camelidae.